AAGAGGGUCACGAACUCUGACCCUCCCACUUACUGCUCCAAACAGUCAAAAUAUUUAUUAAUUGAAAGCUAUACAUCAUCCGAUAUUACGUCUCCUUGGCAGGUAAGAAAGAUUUACUGUCGUGGACGCGUGAGAUGUUCAUGAAAGAGGCAUGAGGGACCAGUAAGACAGGAAGAGAGGGAGUGUUCAGGAGGUCUACAACAGGGAAGCAGCGUUUAGCUUCCAGCUAGCAAACGGCUAACCUAGCCCUUUAGCACUCUCCUCAGGAUCUCAACGCUUUAAAACGGUUUAAUGGUGUGCAUACCUCAUGGGGCACUGAUGUGAAGAGCAGGGGGAAAAAGGUGUGCAAUAUCAGAAUGGAUGGACAAACUCAAAGGAUUCAACUUGUUUCAGCAGACAACAGCAUGGCAUUAGGACACAGGAUACAGAUCGUAACUGAUCAGCAGACUGGUCAGAAGAUCCAGAUUGUCACAGCACUUGAGCCAUCAUCGCCUGGAAAGCAGCAGUUUAUCCUUGCAAAUGCUGACUAUUCCUCUGGUGGGAAGGUGAUCCUUGCCAAGCAAGAAGGCUCACCCAACAAGGUCAUCCUUGCCGCUCCAGACGGCUCUGGAGUUAACCAGCUGUUGUUUGCUUCGCCCGAUCUUGCAGGGCAGCAGAUUCAGUUUGUGACUGAAGGGUCGGACCAGUCUAUGGUGAAGCCUGUCGUGGAAUACUGUGUUGUCUGUGGUGAUAAAGCCUCAGGGCGUCAUUACGGAGCUGUAAGCUGUGAGGGCUGUAAGGGCUUCUUCAAACGAAGCAUUAGAAAGAACCUGGUGUACACAUGCAGGGGCUCUGGGGAGUGUGCCAUCAACAAGCUCCACCGGAACCGCUGCCAGUACUGUCGACUGCAGCGCUGCAUUGCUCUGGGCAUGAAGCAGGAUUCUGUGCAGUGUGAGAGGAAGCCUGUUGAAGUGACCACCAGAGAGAAAUCUGUCAACUGUGCAGCUUCCACUGAGAAGAUCUAUAUCCGCAAGAACUUGUGUAGCCCUCUGGCUGCCACUCCUACUUUUGUUUCUGACAAGGAAACAGCUAGGUCUACAAGUUUGCUUGAGUCGAGCAUGCUCCUCAAUAUCCAACAGCCCUUCACCAAGCUGGAAAACACCAUCUUGAUUCCAGCAUCUCCUGACAAGCAGGAUGACCCAUCCCAAGGCGACCUCGGCACGCUGGCAAAUGUUGUGACAUCCCUUGGUCACCUGAAACAGGCCAGAGAGGCAAGUGACAGCGGCAAUGACCUGAUGGGAGUUGAAACUCUUAGUAACGGAGACAGCUCGAUUGCAGACAUCCAAGGAGACGAGCAAACUGGAAGUGAUAUUACUCGAGCUUUUGACAACCUGACCAAAGUCCUGCACCCUGGCGAUGGCUCAGCAGUGGAUUCUUUGGAAGCCACAAUGCAGCUGAUGUCAGGAGAUCAGUCAGGACCUGUAGUGGAGCUGGAGGGGCCUCUGCUCUCUGACAGCCAUAUCCCUUUCAAGCUAAUGAUGCCUUUGCCUGUGCCAGAGUACCUCAAUGUCAACUACAUCUGUGAGUCAGCUUCCCGGCUACUUUUUCUCUCUAUGCACUGGGCUCGCUCCAUUCCUGCCUUUCAAACCCUAAGUGGUCAGGACAAUGACAUUAACUUGAUGAAAGCCUGCUGGAAUGAGCUGUUCGCCCUCGGCCUGGCACAGUGCUCCAACGUUAUGAAUGUUGGUACCAUCCUAAGUGCCAUUAUUAAUCAUCUUCAGACCAGCUUACAGGAAGAGAAGCUGUCCCCAGAGCGAGUAAAAGUAGUGAUGGAGCACAUCUGGAGGAUGCAGGAGUUCUGUAACAGCAUGAUCAAGCUUUCUCCAGACUCCUAUGAAUACGCCUACCUCAAAGCUGUCGUUCUCUUUAGCCCAGAUCACCCAGGCAUAGAUAAUACUCCACAGAUUGAGCGGUUUCAGGAGAAGGCCUACAUGGAGUUGCAGGACUACGUAACCAGGACUUACCCAGAAGACUCCUAUCGGUUGUCCAAGCUGCUGCUACGUCUCCCUGCCCUCAGGCUGAUCAGUGCAGCUGUCACUGAGGAGCUGUUUUUCGCUGGUCUCAUUGGAAACGUGCAAAUUGACAGCAUUAUCCCUUACAUUCUCAAAAUGGAGUCAACCGAUUACAACAGCCAGGCGGUUCCAGGCGUCUGAUGCCGUGACAUUUCUUAUUGCAACACUGAACUGCAAAAACUUGGAAGCCAACCAAUUGGAGCACUCCAGAGAACGAUCACCAAGUGGUCAUAACAUUUGUAUUUAUGACGUAGCAUCCUAUGGGAACUCACUCAUACCUUGCUCCUUCGUCUGUCUCCUCAGUAAAAGACUCCCAACAGGACAAACAAAACCUCCUCCAGUGGCAAACAAGCCGAGAGAAUGCGUGCCCAUUCAGGAAUGAACCCUUGAAGCCUGCAUAGUAGAUUGUGCUUUUUAUUGUACAAAGUAUUUUAUUCUUCAUCGCCUCCAAGCCUUUCCUUUUUCUGCAGAUCUCGUUUGUACUUUGAAAGAAACAAAGGGUUUGUUUUACACUGCUUUACUACAUGGUCAUGCUUUUUUUAUUUUCUUAAUAUUAUAAGGAAAAAAAACUUGUCAAUGUGAAAUGGUGUGUGAGAUGUCAAUAUUGCAAAAGGUUAAACCUAUAUUUCUUAAUUUUUUGCCAAUCCGAAGGAUCAGGCAGCAUCAGCUUGUUAAAUAUUUGACAUGCAGAUUUGAAGUAAUCAUGUACAUAGAUUCAUGUAUAUAGAAUGAACCAAGAAUGCUGCAGUGGUCACUGACACUUGGUUAUUUAUGAAUUCCAUGUUUUGAAUGAAGGUCUGCGGAUGAAAAAUGAUGUUCAAGUCAUUUGAAAAUAAAAAACUUGUUUAAAUCA
This is a messenger RNA of Cheilinus undulatus (humphead wrasse), 2904 nucleotides long. RefSeq names its product nuclear receptor subfamily 2, group C, member 1 (gene nr2c1). Gene Ontology annotation, molecular function: nuclear receptor activity; zinc ion binding; RNA polymerase II cis-regulatory region sequence-specific DNA binding. Bases 357 to 2192 code for a protein of 611 amino acids. The transcript has 14 exons. The record is from RefSeq and is a predicted model, not a curated record. Gene Ontology annotation, biological process: anatomical structure development; negative regulation of transcription by RNA polymerase II; cell differentiation. NCBI's taxonomy places the organism in Eukaryota, Metazoa, Chordata, Actinopteri, Labriformes, Labridae.